AUGGCAGACGUCGUCAACAUUCAACUAGUUGCCGGAUUAGUUGGGGGAAUUGGGAGUGUCAUUCUUGGAUUCUUGGGCAUCUUUCUAUGUAUCUACUACUUGUAUAACAGAAGAAAAGCAAAAGAGGCAAACAACAUGUACAUUAGUAGUAGUACGAACGCUGGUGCGUCAGUAGAUUUUAGGCCAGGUUGGCCAAAUUCUCAGCCAAUCACAGCUCGGGAUCAGUAUAAGUAUUGGGCCAAUCAUGGACAAGUUAAUGGUGACGUCAAUGAUGUAGACAUCAACCCGGAAACGGGAGAGCCCCUUCCUAUGGUGUACGUCGUCAAUUCAGGAGGUGUCAACAAAAUUUUGGAGGGCCCUCCGGGGGAACUUGCCCCCUGUACCCAACCUCUGUCGGAACUGGUUUACGUCCAGCCACAAUUCGCCUCUCCUCAGACAGAAGCGAUUCCAGAACCGUAUUUUAAACCGGCUGUGGCCUACCAACCUUAUCCCAAAAGCAUGGAUCCCUGUCAGAAUCCAUACUUCCAUGCUUUCAAAACUGAUACUCCAAAGAAUUACCCUCUAAUUACUAGAGCAUGGCUCGAGCCGGAUAUAACUGACCCGACAAUCAUCGGUCAAAUAACUCCAUACGGGGGUCCGCAGCCGGAAGCGGAAACGAAAGCGAAUGACGAUGACGUAGACAAGAUGGUCAUUAUCAAAAAAAUUAAAGAGAGUAGCCCAAUGGUUGUCUCCAUAUCUGACGGGGAAGAUGUGAUGGAGAGAAAGAAGAAGAAGAAAAAGAAGAAGAAAGCUAUGGAGUUCGAAAUAGUUUACGAACCUGAAAUGAAGAAGAAACAUCGUCACCAUCAUCAUCAUCAUGAUACAGACGUCGAUGAUGACGACGACGACGAUGAUGAUGAUGAUGACGGAAAAGGAAAAUUUAAAUGGCCGUAUUUCAAUAGGAUUCGAAAUGAUAACGAUGCCAAGGAGAUGAUCCAGCCAGACAAAGCCCACUACUACUACUACGACGACGACGACGUUGAACCAGGCAAGCGCAAGAAGGUGAAACGUAAGAAGAGCAACAACAUCAUCAACAACAACACCAACAACAACAUCAACAACAUCAACACCAACAACAACAUCAACAACAACAUCAACAUCAAUAACACCAUUACCAAUAAAAACAGCACCAAUAAAAACAACAACAACAAAUACCAAAACAUAGACAACAACAACAACAGCAACAUAGACAACAAAAAAAACAACAACAACAUAGACAUCAAAAAGAACAACAACAUAAACAUCGAAACCACACCCUCAGUCCUACCUUAG
This is a messenger RNA of Helobdella robusta, 1311 nucleotides long. RefSeq lists its product as hypothetical. NCBI's taxonomy places the organism in Eukaryota, Metazoa, Annelida, Clitellata, Rhynchobdellida, Glossiphoniidae. The record is from RefSeq and is a predicted model, not a curated record. Bases 1 to 1311 code for a protein of 436 amino acids. The transcript has 9 exons.